Amphimedon queenslandica is the source of this 547-nucleotide messenger RNA. RefSeq names its product disks large homolog 3-like. Bases 203 to 547 code for a protein of 114 amino acids. The transcript has 6 exons. NCBI's taxonomy places the organism in Eukaryota, Metazoa, Porifera, Demospongiae, Haplosclerida, Niphatidae. Gene Ontology annotation, molecular function: protein binding. The record is from RefSeq and is a predicted model, not a curated record.
CAUAACUGUCACCUCUGACGAGGGAAAGGCUCCAGCUGACAAAGAACUCAUUGAUAAACCUCGCAUCAUCACCCUUAGCAGACCGGAGGGGGUGGGGCUUGGGUUCAACAUUAUCGGAGGAGAAGAGGAAGUCGGUAUUUUCAUCAGCGUGAUCUCAAAAGAAGGCGUGGCUGCUGAUAACGGUCAGUUACGAGUUGGAGACAUGAUCUUAGAGGUUAACGGGCAGAAUUUGGAGACCUGGUCACAUGAGACUGCAGCCCAAGCUCUGAAGACAGCCGGAGAGACUGUCACUCUCAAAGUAGUUUAUAAACCAGACGAAUUUGAGGAAUUUUAUCGAAAGAUGAACAUCAGACCAGACCAAGAUGUGAAGACACUUUAUGUCAGGGCUUUAUUCUCUUAUGAUGGGAACAAUGAUAUGGACAGACCUGGUGAAGCUGUCUCCUUUCAACAGGGAGACAUACUUCAUGUACUCAAUGGCAAUCAAAACACAAAAUUAACUAUUAAUAAACAGCAAAUUGUAUGUCACAGGAACAAUACAACGGUUUAA